GGGGCUCGGAGCAGCGCACGGUGAGCGUCCCUCGGGGCUCGGGGUCUUUUCGCUGUGGGGCUCUGCGCACCCCCUGGGGUGCCCGAUGGGGCCGCCUGGGGGGCGCAGGGCUGAAGUUGAGACUGCGCGCGGCGCGCGGGUACAGCCAAGCCAGGCAUGCUGCCGCCGGGGCGCAAUGGCACUUCGUACUCGGUGCGCUCCGGGACUCAGGAGCAGCUGGCACAGGGGGGUGCCACGCGGGGUUCGGCGGGGACAGCGACGCUGGGGCCCGCGCAGGUGGUCACCGCCAGCCUCCUGACAGUACUCAUCGUCUGGACCCUUCUUGGCAACGUGCUGGUGUGCGUGGCCAUCGUGCACAGUCGCCACCUGCGCGCCAAGAUGACCAACAUCUUCAUCGUGUCUCUGGCCGUAUCCGACCUUUUCGUGGCGCUGCUGGUCAUGCCUUGGAAGGCGGUCGCCGAGGUGGCCGGUUACUGGCCCUUUGGGGCGUUCUGUGACGUGUGGGUGGCCUUCGACAUUAUGUGCUCUACCGCCUCCAUUCUGAACCUAUGCAUCAUCAGCCUGGACCGCUACUGGGCCAUCUCCAGGCCCUUCCGCUACGAGCGCAAGAUGACCCAGCGUGUGGCCUUGGUCAUGGUGGGCUUGGCCUGGACCUUGUCCAUCCUCAUCUCCUUCAUUCCGGUCCAGCUCCAUUGGCACAGGGACAAGGCGGGCUCCUGGGGCGGGGUGGACUUUCCAUCCAACCAAGCCAAUGGGACUUCCUGGGAGGAACCCGGGGAGCCUGAGGUGAGGGCAGAGAAUUGUGACUCCAGCCUGAACCGAACUUACGCCAUCUCCUCCUCGCUCAUCAGUUUCUACAUCCCGGUGGCCGUCAUGAUCGUGACCUACACGCGCAUCUACCGCAUCGCGCAGGCGCAGAUCCGCAGGAUCGCCUCGCUGGAGAGGGCCGCGGAGCACGCGCAGAGCUGCCGGAGCCGCGCGGCCUGCGAGCCCAACACCAGCUUGCGAGUUUCCAUCAAGAAAGAGACCAAGGUCUUCAAGACCCUGUCGGUGAUUAUGGGGGUCUUCGUGUGCUGCUGGCUGCCCUUCUUCAUCCUUAACUGCAUGGUUCCCUUCUGCAGCGGUGGAGAUGCAGAGGGCCCCAGGGCCGGCUUCCCCUGCAUCAGCGAGACCACCUUCGACGUCUUCGUGUGGUUCGGCUGGGCCAACUCCUCGCUCAAUCCCAUCAUCUACGCUUUCAACGCCGACUUCCGGAAGGUGUUCGCCCAGCUGCUGGGCUGCAGCCACCUCUGCUCCCGCACCCAGGUGGAGACCGUGAACAUCUGCAACGAAGUCAUCUCUUACAACCAAGACACCGCCUUCCACAGAGAGAUCGCAGCUGCCUGUGUCCACGUGAUCCCCAACGCCGUGGAACCUGGCGACGGGGAGGUGGACAAUGAGGAGGAGGAGGAGGGCUCUUUCGAUCGUAUGCCCCACAUCUCUCAGCAGUCCCCACAUGUUGACCCCGCAGCUGAGUCUGUCUGGGAACUGGACUGUGAAGGGGAGAUUUCAUUAGGCAAAAUCAUACCUCUUACCCCAAAUGGAUCCCACUAA
This is a messenger RNA of Castor canadensis (American beaver), 1593 nucleotides long. It is a transcript of the gene Drd5, whose product is annotated as dopamine receptor D5. Lineage: Eukaryota; Metazoa; Chordata; Mammalia; Rodentia; Castoridae. The record is from RefSeq and is a predicted model, not a curated record. Gene Ontology annotation, molecular function: dopamine neurotransmitter receptor activity, coupled via Gs; G protein-coupled receptor activity. Gene Ontology annotation, biological process: G protein-coupled dopamine receptor signaling pathway; positive regulation of MAPK cascade; adenylate cyclase-activating adrenergic receptor signaling pathway. Gene Ontology annotation, cellular component: plasma membrane.